AUGCCUUCCAUUCGCCGGCUGCUCUUUUUGCUUCUGGCAUGCAUUGUGAUCGUGGCCCAGCUUUCUCUCAGUGGGAUCGCGCGGCGAAGCGGCCCUGCGGCCCUGCUCGACGACGACGGUGGCUCCGUCGGGGGUCCAGGUCUCCAGACGUCGGCCGGCCUGACCAGCAGCGGAGCUGGAGCCUCCGACGUUCGAUUGGCCAGCGAUGCUCCACCGGGCGGUGGCAGAACUCUGCAAGUUGUAUUCGUAAAGUAUUAUCAGACUGGCAGCUCUCGAAUGCGCGUCGACGACACCAAUGUCAUGCUUCGAAUGCAAGCAGAUUCUUCCAUCAACUCAACAGGAAUACUGUGCGACGAAUAUCGAAAAGUUUACUGCGGUGGGGUGCUGCGGGCGGAUUUGGUAGUCCAUGUGAAGAUAGAGUGCAGGUGUGAUGCUGGUCACUUAGGCAUUGGAAUGCGGCAUGUGUACGAGCCAGUGGACGGGCUUAUCAAGUUCGGUGGUCUCGAAGCAUUCUUAUCCGGAAAAGCUGGUCCAAACAAGCAUCUCACAAUGGGUGCUUGUAUUGAUGGCCGCGCAGAUGGCAGGUGCUUCAGCGCCUACAUCGUGGCUUCGAAGGAGAUGAAGCGAAGGGCUGACGCUGUACUCGGCACGUCUCCUAGCAAGGCUUUCGUUAUCCCUCACCAUCACAGUAACUUUCAUGAUCGUGUUCGAGAUGCAGGUCUGCCCCCUUCAACGGUAGCCCUAGCAGGUAAGUAUAAGAACAAUGCUCUUGUGAAGAAUUUGUCGUCCUUUCUUCGGCAACAGGGUCUCCGCGAUAUCACGGUUCGGUACUUGCGAGAAAUCAAGUGCAAGGACGGAGCGGCUUUGCCUCCGAGCGAGACCGGAGACUGCUUUGCUCAAGCUCUGAAAACAGUAUCGGUCGGUAUAGCAUGGUGGCAGCCAGGGGAUCCAGACAAGACGGGAGACCCAGGAAUUGAGAGGGUGGCGCUGGUCGAGAACUCCGCCCAGCGGCUCCUGAACUUCCUCGCGGUCGGGGUGCCGGCAGUGGCCUUCGCAGGCUACGAGGCGAUGCAAGACGCGCUGGAGGGCGCACACCACCUUGGAGCGGCAGCCGACGAGCCCUCGCUGCAGCUGCGGGUGCUGGGCCUCCUCCGAGACCCUGCAGCUAUGGACGAGGCCCGGCGCGAGGCCCUCGAGAUCGCCCGUCGCUUUGCGCCCGGGGCCGUCGGCGGCAUCUACCGGGCUGCCCUGCCGGAGAUGGCGCGGCUCGGGCGCCUGGCCGGAUGA
Molecule: messenger RNA, 1287 nt
Organism: Prorocentrum cordatum
Lineage: Eukaryota; Dinophyceae; Prorocentrales; Prorocentraceae
Source: the annotation of a GenBank genome assembly